AUGUCUACCAACCGGCCCUUCCUAGCCAACUUCCUGGCCGCCUUCCGCGCCCAGUCAGCCUACAAAGCAUCCUCCUCAUCAACUGGAACAGCCUCUCUAUCCUCCGCCCAAAUCUCCCAAUCCGCCCGCGCUAUCGCCUCCAAGGCCGCCGGCUCCACACCCUCCCAGUCCCAUCAUACAUCAGCAUCAACAUCCGCCCAGACCCCACAUGCUCCCCAGCACAACCACACCUCUUCAACUUCAACACACCACUCUCACCACUACCACUCCGAAUCACCCAUCGCCGCAUCCCCACCACCUACCCCGUCCUCUUCAACUCCUAUCCCGAUUCGAGGCCCGGACCGCCAACGCCGCGGAAGUGACUCGUCAUCUGGCUCGGGCGGAUUCCGUGAUGCUCUAGGCCCGGAGAAGUGGUAUAUCGGUGGCCGGACGCCGGCCGGAGAAGAGAGAUUCUACCGGCUGGGUAUGGUGACGAAGGGGGGUGGGAGACUCGGUGGUAGUGGACGGGUUGGGAGUAUUGAUCAGUUGAGUCUCUAG
Molecule: messenger RNA, 537 nt
Organism: Penicillium atrosanguineum
Lineage: Eukaryota; Fungi; Ascomycota; Eurotiomycetes; Eurotiales; Aspergillaceae
Exons: 1
Coding region: 1-537 (178 amino acids)
Source: RefSeq, a predicted model, not a curated record